Neopelma chrysocephalum (saffron-crested tyrant-manakin) is the source of this 3247-nucleotide messenger RNA. It is a transcript of the gene GNB5, whose product is annotated as G protein subunit beta 5. The transcript is spliced from 12 exons. The record is from RefSeq and is a predicted model, not a curated record. Gene Ontology annotation, molecular function: protein binding; signaling receptor complex adaptor activity. Gene Ontology annotation, cellular component: cytoplasm; heterotrimeric G-protein complex. Lineage: Eukaryota; Metazoa; Chordata; Aves; Passeriformes; Pipridae. Bases 1 to 1188 code for a protein of 395 amino acids. Gene Ontology annotation, biological process: G protein-coupled dopamine receptor signaling pathway; G protein-coupled receptor signaling pathway.
AUGUGCGACCAGACCUUUUUAGCAAUUGUAUUUGGUCCCUGUGACAAGUGCUCCAAAGAGAAGCCCCUCAGGCCUGUUUACAUCAAAUCAGAACAACUCAGCUACUGCUCGCUAUGUGUGGAAAUGAUGGCAACCGAGGGGCUGCGCGAGAACGAGACCUUGGCAUCGCUGAAGAGCGAGGCCGAGAGCCUGAAGGGGAAGCUGGAGGAGGAGCGGGCCAAGCUGCACGACGUGGAGCUUCAUCAGGUGGCAGAGCGUGUGGAGGCACUGGGCCAGUUUGUAAUGAAGACCAGGAGGACCCUGAAGGGCCAUGGAAAUAAAGUUCUCUGUAUGGACUGGUGCAAAGACAAGAGAAGAAUUGUGAGCUCUUCCCAGGAUGGGAAGGUGAUCGUGUGGGAUUCCUUCACCACCAACAAGGAACACGCGGUGACGAUGCCGUGUACCUGGGUGAUGGCAUGUGCAUAUGCCCCAUCUGGAUGUGCCAUUGCUUGUGGUGGCCUGGACAACAAGUGUUCUGUGUACCCUCUGACAUUUGAAAAAAAUGAAAAUAUGGCUGCAAAGAAGAAAUCGGUUGCAAUGCACACAAACUACUUGUCUGCCUGCAGCUUCACUAACUCAGACAUGCAGAUCCUGACAGCAAGUGGAGAUGGAACUUGCGCUCUAUGGGAUGUUGAGAGUGGGCAGCUUCUACAGAGUUUCCAUGGUCAUGGAGCUGAUGUCCUGUGCCUGGACCUGGCCCCUUCUGAAACAGGAAAUACAUUUGUCUCUGGGGGAUGUGACAAGAAAGCCAUGGUUUGGGACAUGCGGUCUGGUCAGUGCAUCCAGUCGUUUGAAACCCACGAUUCAGAUAUCAACAGUGUCAGAUAUUAUCCAAGUGGAGAUGCCUUUGCCUCUGGUUCAGACGAUGCCACGUGUCGUUUAUAUGACCUUCGUGCAGACAGAGAAGUAGCAAUUUAUUCCAAAGAGAGCAUCAUUUUUGGAGCAUCCAGUGUGGACUUCUCUCUCAGUGGUCGCCUGCUGUUUGCAGGCUACAAUGAUUACACCAUAAAUGUCUGGGACGUGCUGAAAGGGUCCCGCGUAUCCAUCCUGUUUGGACAUGAAAAUCGCGUCAGCACCUUGAGGGUGUCUCCCGACGGGACGGCGUUCUGCUCAGGCUCCUGGGAUCACACGCUCCGAAUCUGGGCUUAACCUGAGAUCCUGCUUGCGGAAUCAAAUGAAGACUGAAACCCUGGACUAGAAAAAACUGCAUAAAGAAGCCGUUCCUCAAAAUCAAAUAAUCACUACAUUACAAAAGAGUGACACUGAACCAACAGAUUAAAACAACUAGGUAGAAAAUAUAGUCUGCUUGAACACAUAGCAAACAUCAACUUGUAGUAGAACGAAAUGGUUUAAAUUCUGUUUUGAAACAAUAUUCUUUUAUUAGAAAUAGUUUAGUUAAUUAUAAAGGGACUUUUCUGCAAAGUCUCCUGUAUCAUAGAAUUGACUAUUUCAGUGCACAUUGUGUAUUUAUUUGCAUGAACUGAGUUUCUUUUUAAAGUAAAAAAAAAAAAAAGUCCUGAUUUUAUCAGGGUGUAGCAUAAGGCUUUGGAAACAUUCCGUAGUAGCAUAUUGAAUUUUAGUGUUGAAAAGUGGAAAGAAAAACAAUUCUGAUACUUUAUGAUGGUGUUAUGGAUGACUGAACCUUGGUGGUAUAGAGGAGCAAAGGACCUACUGUGAAGGUACUGGCUGCUGUCAUAAAAAUGUAUUUUUUUGUACAGAAAAGAAAUUCUUCCAAUCCCUUUUUUUUCUACUAUCUUUUUAGAUAGAAAUAAGUAUUUCAUCUCUGUUACCUAAAUAUAAAGAAUCUAAAUAUAUACAAACUGAUAAACGGCAAAGAGGAGGGAUAUAAACAUGAUUUACGUAAUCAUGAGGUAAUACUUAACCAGUAGUUUCUUAGAAAUUUUUAAUUGUAUCACUUGGUGAGUGAAUUUUCUUUUAAUUAAAAAAAAUACUACAUGCUAAGCACUAAGGGAUGCUACAUGCUAAGCAUUAAGCACCAUUAUACCGAUGGUCAAAUCUUUUCCGAGUCAGUCAUAGUCGUUCUAUGAUCAUGAUUCUUAUUUGCAUUUUGAGCAGUUCAUACCACUUUGGCAGGGCAAUGUAGCUUAAACGUAUAUUAAGGCAGUAUAUCCCAUUUUAAGGUCCUUCUGCAAUAUCAGAGCAGUGUAAGUUCAUGCAAAUGUGGGUCAAACCUUAAAAACCAAAUCAUACAGUUCUUAAUUUUAACAGUCAUCUCCCACUGCCACGGACUUGAGAAUCAAUAACAGUGAGUUGUUGAAAACCUGGUGUGAGCCACAGUCCUGCCGAUGUUUGAUGCUGUGCUGAGCAGAGCACAUGAGCCCAUCUGAUCCAGGAACCGCUGGGUUUCAGGGAAGCAGGACAGCUGUUCACACUGCUGGCAGCACCCAGCCCUCUGUGUGAGCAUGGGAAUGCCACACAAACUGGCAGCACCACCCCCUGCAGAGCUGAUGCUGUAGAAUCGAGAUUUAAUUAGGUAAAUGUGAGAAUUAAUUAUAGAACCAUAUCUGCAUUUAUAUGCAUUGAAAACUAUAGAGACUAUAGUGUGUCAGCUCUGCUCAUACCAACAGGUACUGAGUCUGACUUGAGCAGAGGCAUAGAGGGAGCAAAGGGCUGCAAUAAUGCUGGGGGCUUGCAUAGUCUGGCCUUUGAAAUGCAAGUGGUGAGAUCCAGCUCUGAAAAUAUCAAAUAUAUGAUUCAUAUUUAGAUUGAAACAAGAGAAAAGAAGCUCACUGAUCACUGGAGUUGUAAGUUUGAUGAUAAUAUCCUCAUUCUAUUUGAAAGUGGAAUUUUUUUUAGAAAAAAAUCAUAUAAGAAACAAAAGUCUCCUCAUUUAUGAAAACAUUAGGUUCUGUGAAUCCAUAACCAGUAAAUCUAGGACACUGACAUUUAUCUCAGCCUUCCAUCCCUAAUGGAAUAGUUCAGCUGUUUUCACUUGGAAAAGUCAACUCUGAUGCUUUGCAAUAUUUGUGGCAAACUAUCCCUGUAACAAACUGAAUGCACUAUGGAAAUGUCAUAUAGAGCUCACUGUGCAAUAUUGAGUCAAAACACUGUACACAUUUGAUCAAAAGAUUAAUAUUAAUGUUUAGAUAGUAUUUAUUGGCGAGAUGUUUGUUUCAAACAUACUGCGUUGUGUUGAUACUUAUGAACAGCCUAAAUACAAUAAAUUGUAUUUUACAUAUUGAGAACA